Messenger RNA from Exaiptasia diaphana, 307 nucleotides. RefSeq names its product xaa-Pro aminopeptidase 1. The coding region runs from base 14 to 307 and encodes 97 amino acids. The record is from RefSeq and is a predicted model, not a curated record. The transcript is spliced from 3 exons. NCBI's taxonomy places the organism in Eukaryota, Metazoa, Cnidaria, Anthozoa, Actiniaria, Aiptasiidae.
UAUUGUUAUAAACAUGGCAAGACAGACUGGAAAACUUCUUAAACAACUAAGAUCACUGAUGAGAGGGAACAUAAAAGCAAACAUAAAGGAACCUAUACAAGCAUAUAUCAUUCCUUCAUGUGAUGAACAUCAGAGUGAAUAUUUAGCUAACAGUAGUCGACGAUGGUUUAUAUCUGGUUUUGAUGGGUCCUCAGGUACAGCAAUAGUAACAAUGCAAAAAGCAGCUUUAUGGACUGAUGGAAGAUACUUCCUACAAGCAGAAAAACAACUGGAUGCUAAUUGGACAUUAAUGAAGGAUGGUAAGUGA